This is a messenger RNA of Clarias gariepinus (North African catfish), 895 nucleotides long. RefSeq lists its product as uncharacterized. The coding region runs from base 71 to 895 and encodes 274 amino acids. Lineage: Eukaryota; Metazoa; Chordata; Actinopteri; Siluriformes; Clariidae. The record is from RefSeq and is a predicted model, not a curated record. The transcript has 6 exons.
CUCGCGGGUGAUCAUGAUGUAUUGGUUAGCCAGAUGGGCAUGACCUGGCGGGCCGUGACAUAGAGCAGGCAUGAAGAUCUUCAGCAUCCUUGUGUUUCUGGUGCUGGUUUUAAAAGCAGUUGCUUCUGUGCCAGCUGGUUAUACGAUGGCCAAGCUGAACCAGUCCGUUACACUCCUCUGUACUGGGAGAUGUUCUGGAGUGAUGAAAUGGAUCCAGCCCCGGAAUAAAGGCGUGUGUGUGGCUGGGUGUGAUCAGACAUCCUGCUGGUCAGAGGUGGGCUAUGAACUCUCUUAUGAUCAGUACGUGAGGGGGAACCUGUCUCUCACCAUCACUGCAGCUGAGUACAGUAAGAGAACCUGGUACACGUGUCGAUGUGACGGCAGAGAUGUGUGUGAUGUGAUUCUCCGCAUCGAGCCUCUUGAGGUCACCAGACAGAUGAAGCAUGGAGAAGCUCUUCAUCUGGACCUGCCCAUCACAGAGAACGUUGAGGUGACCUUUAAGCAGUCAGCUGAUGAUGGCUCUAUCGGAGUGUGUACAGUCGAUGGGCGUAAACUUGAGUGUGACUCAGGAUAUAAGAGCAGAGCAUCGCUGAAGUCGUCUCUGACUCUGAGUGAAGUGAAGGACUCUGACUGCGGUGUGUACACUGUGCAGGACACCGAGAAUAAAGAGGUCAUCGCUUCCUAUACUGUCACAGGGUGUAAAGCAGCAGAUCAGGGUGCUGGGGCAGUCCCUGUGUCUCAGACUCACAAUCUCAGACGCCGCAGUGUUUCCUCCGAGGGGAAAUCAUGUCCAGAGCAGGAGAGUCGAAUGCCAGCGUGGGGGAUCGCACUGAUGGUGGUGAUGUUUCUGGUCAUAGCUGUGCUGAUGGGAGUGAUUGUUCAUCAGAAAAAGUAG